Messenger RNA from Drosophila teissieri, 578 nucleotides. RefSeq lists its product as uncharacterized. The transcript is spliced from 4 exons. The record is from RefSeq and is a predicted model, not a curated record. NCBI's taxonomy places the organism in Eukaryota, Metazoa, Arthropoda, Insecta, Diptera, Drosophilidae. Bases 1 to 567 code for a protein of 188 amino acids.
AUGAAACUCGUGUUGCUGGUUUUGUUGGGCAGCGGUUUUAUUGGGCAAUUGACGAAGACCCAGUUGGUUUACAAGCUUAAGAAAAUCGAGUGUCUGGUUAAUCGGACGCGAGUAAGCAACGUGUCUUGCCAUGUGAAGGCGGUGAAUUGGAAUCUGGCAGUGGUAAAUAUGGAUUGCUUUAUGAUUGUGCCUUUGCCAAACCCAAUUAUUCGAAUUCAAGUUUUUGCAAAAGACUAUAGCAACCAGUACAAACCAUUCUUGGUUGACGUUAAAAUCAGAAUAUGCGAGGCGAUCGAGAGAAGAAACUUUAUACCGUAUGGCGUCAUAAUAUGGAAGUUAUUUAAGCGUUACACGAAUGUUAACCACUCUUGCCCUUUUUUGGGCCAGCUGAUAGCUCGUGACGGUUUUCUGGAUACUAGUCUUCUGCCGCCUUUUCCUCAAGGACUAUACCAAGUCAGUUUAGUAGUUACGGACACAAAUUCGACGAUUAAUGAUUAUGUAGGCACAAUGAAGUUCUUCCUCCAAGCCAUGGAACAGAUAAAAACCAAGAAGCCUCCUAGUGCCUAAUGUUAUCUAAA